UAGCGAAAGCACAGGUGUAACUUGCCGUAAAGUGAAGUGCAUUUCUAAUGGCUUUUCACUAACUGCCACUGAGUGGGAACAAAGCAACACAAAGUGGAGAAGUUACCGAGCCAGUCAGCAGGGGCCGCCCCUUGUUAUGGUGCAGCUGGAGGCGGAGAUUUGCUCUUUGCUCAGGGAUGAAAGGGUGGAGGGAGACGGAGAGCGUUUAAAUCGUGAUUCCAAUCGGGAAUGUUCCCGGAGCAGGAAAGACCGGUUGGGAGGAGGAGGUGAGAGUCCAAAGCGCUGGGGAUUGGCUGGAAAUGCGGAGCUGCUUGCUGGUUAGAGAAGUUUGAUCCCGAGCAGUGGAAGGUGCGCCCGGCAGAGCCCCGCUUGCUCAGAGCCGGCCAGCAACAUGAGGGGUGCGGCGGCGGAGUUGGGCAGGUCCCGAGCGAGGGGGAGCAUCUGGUCCCCGGAGCGGAGCACUUCAGUGUCUUCAGAGCUGCUCGGGGAUGGUCCGGGAGAUGACCUGGAGAACGGCCCGGCUCCGGGUCUGAUGGACCUGCUGACCAACUUUGCCAAGGCUUUCAUUUACCUUUUCCCCAUCUACUUGAUGGGCUACUUCGGAUUGAGCCUCACCUGGAUUGUAUUCGGGCUCCUGCUGUGGAUUUGGUGGAAGAGAAACAGAGGUUGGAAGUGUGCUCGUCUACAGGCAGCGUUUCAAUUGCUGGACGAUGAAAAAUUCGUGAUUACCAAUGAGAUUAAACAAGAUCUCCCACCGUGGGUUCAUUUUCCAGAUGUAGAAAGAGUCGAAUGGUUGAACAAGAUUUUAAAACAAGCCUGGCCAUAUUUUGGGAUGUAUCUGGAAAGAACAUUUAAAGACAUCAUUGAGCCUUUAAUAUGUGGAUCAAAUGUUUGCUUGAAAACAUUCACCUUCUCAAAACUUAAUUUUGGUGAAAAGUCACCUAAAAUCUCUGGUGUCAAAGUGUAUACUGAGCAGGUGGACAGACGACAAGUGAUCAUUGAUUUGCAAAUUAGCUAUGUAGGGGAUUGUGAAAUUAAUGUGGAGGUGAAGAAAGUAUGUAAAGCUGGCUUAAAGGGAAUUCAGCUACACGGCACACUCCGAGUGAUCCUAGAACCUCUCUCCAGUCAGAUGCCUCUGGUUGGAGCUGUGACUUUGUUCUUCCUUCGCCGACCAGUGCUGGAAAUCAACUGGACAGGACUAACCAAUAUACUGGAUAUUCCUGGACUCAAUGGGUUGUCAGACACAAAGAUUCUCGACACUAUUGCUUCAUACCUGGUAUUGCCUAAUAGGUACACCUGCCCAUUGAUUGAUCAAGUCAGUGUUUCUCAGCUAAGAUUUCCUUUACCACAUGGUGUUGUGAGAAUAUAUCUAAACAAAGCUGCUAAUUUAAUAAGGAAAGACACAUACCUAAUGGGUAUGGUCCCAGGGAAGUCUGAUCCAUAUGCUAUUAUUCGAGUUGGGACACAGACUUUUCGCAGCAAAACUAUCAAAGGAAAUUUAAAUCCUGAAUGGUAUGAAAUUUAUGAGGCUGUAGUUCAUGAGGCCUUUGGACAAGAUUUGGAAAUGGAACUUUUUGAUGAAGACCCAGAUAAAGAUGACUUUCUGGGAAGCCUUGUUAUAGAUCUUGGUGAAGUCAUGAAAGACAGACUUGUGGAAGAGUGGUUUCCUCUGAGCGAUGUGGACCAUGGAAAAGUACAUCUAAAACUUGAAUGGCUGUCCUUGCACACUGAUCAAGAAAAUGAAUCUGUGGAUAUUGCUAUGAAGCAGAUUCUCCCAAACAAAUCAAAUGCAGUGCUGGUUGUUUAUCUGGAUAGUGCAUAUCAUCUACCUAGAAAUCAGUUUGAAUAUACGAACAAUGAAUACAGUAUGAAGAAAAAGAACAAAGCAAAAUAUAUCAAGUCAAUAAAGAAGACAAACCUGGAACCUAGCUGUUCUGUUCAGCUUGAAGUUGAAAAUGUCAAGCAAGAAAGUAAGAUUUGCUACAAUACUAGUGCACCGGUCUGGGAACAAGCAUUUACUUUCUUCAUCAAAAAUGUUCAUUCUGAGGGUCUAAACAUAGAGAUCAAAGACAAAGACCGAGAAUGUGCCCUUGGGAUCUUGACUGUUCCUUUCUACCAUUUGUUGAAAGCAACUGAUAUGACCCUCGACCAAAGGUUUCCACUCGACCAUUCAGGUCCCAGCAGCCUAAUAAAGUUGAAGCUGGUUCUUCGGGUUCUAAUCAAUGAGGAACCAGAUCCAGACAGUGUCUACACAGGUCUGAAUGCCCUGAAAAAAUGUCCUAUUUCGGUGAGGAAAAGGAAAACUGGAAACAAACCCAACACUCCUCCUUCAACGCUGAGAACACCAAAUGUUCCAAAGAUGUUUGAUGAUGGCACAGCGUGUGACCAGAUGGAGAGAAUAGAAAAUAAUAAACAGUCUAAUGAUACUGAUGAAAUUAUACCAGAACUGCAAACAACUGCAACACAAUCCAGUGCCUCAGAGGCCACAGAAAGAGAGAAAUCCAGUGCUAUACUUAAACCUGCCAGUUCCAUUGUUAAUCUUCAAGAUGGUGAUGUUCAACUGCAAAAUGGCACAGCCCUGACUGAGGAAUCUCUGGGCAAAAUCCAGCUGACUGUACGUUAUUCCACUCCACGUCACUCUCUGAUUGUAAUUGUUCACUGUUGCAGAAGCCUAAUACCCUGUUCAAAUGAUGGAUCAGAUCCAUAUGUCAGACUUUACCUUCUUCCUGACAAGAGCUGGUCAGGCCGGAGAAGAACACAAGUCAAGAAGAAGACUGUAGAUCCACAAUAUGAUGAAAAAUUUGAAUUUUCAGUUUCAUUGGAGGAAAUUCCUAAACGAAAAUUAGAUGUUGCUGUAAAAAACAACCGGUCAUUUCGAUCCCAUGAGAGGAAGGAACUUGGAAAGGUAUUGAUUGACAUUCCAAAGGAUAAUUUAACCCCAGGUUUUACAGAAUGGUAUAAACUAACAUGAUGGAUUGCCAAGCAAAGAAAGAGAAAAUGUUUGAUAUAUAACUCACCUGGAGCCUCAUUUGAUUUUCUGCAUAGGUCGAAGAAGGAUCUUGGAAUUUUUCCUGGUUGAUCACUUGGCAAGCUGGCUGUCACUUUGGUGUUCUAUUAAUUUCCUUUUGAUAGCAAAUGACUUUGCUUUGUGAGAGAAGAUUACAUGUAUGCCUAAAUUUUCUUUAGAAGUGUCCAGUUUUGUGUCAAUUAAGCUGAAUACUUUCGUCAAAACUGGGCAGACUGUAAGGAUUUGCACCUAUUAAACCGAAUGUAGAAGAAGUGAAGUUGCACUUUGAAACAGGGUUUUACAUAGAAACAUUGGUAAAUAAACCAUAUUUCUAAAGCUUCUCUCAAACUAUUUUGUUCCCCCAUUGGUUUAUGAACAAAAUUUCAUUCCUGAAGUAUAUGAUCUAGAUUCACAAGAGUGUUGUUUAAGCUCCUGCUUUUUAAUGUGCAUUUUCUCUACAUUCUAUUUAACUUUUGCCUUAAUAGAGGUUGUGUUUUAUGCAUUUAGCUUUUUGGGUAAAAUACCAGAGUUGUAUUAGUGCCUUAAAAUCCACUUUUCUACCACCAAACUUACUAUUUUGUUAUCAGUGUGAUGCAUAUUAACUGGAAUAAAGUCUUGGAAAAGCAGGUGGCAACAUAUUGUCAGUUAAAAAUAGAUUUUUCCUUAAUGUUUUAUCUAUUGUAAAUAUCAUGUGACACUGGUUAUUUCCUGAAUGGAAAAUGCUUAGACCAUGGCUAUUAAAAUAUGAAUUGCUAUUUAUUAGCAGCUGUAAAUAAAUUGAUUUCAUAUGAACCA
This is a messenger RNA of Pristis pectinata (smalltooth sawfish), 3802 nucleotides long. RefSeq names its product extended synaptotagmin-3-like. The record is from RefSeq and is a predicted model, not a curated record. The transcript has 23 exons. Gene Ontology annotation, molecular function: lipid binding. The coding region runs from base 392 to 2971 and encodes 859 amino acids. Gene Ontology annotation, biological process: lipid transport. NCBI's taxonomy places the organism in Eukaryota, Metazoa, Chordata, Chondrichthyes, Rhinopristiformes, Pristidae.